This is a messenger RNA of Gastrolobium bilobum, 2100 nucleotides long. Its product is annotated as NAC domain-containing protein 53. The record is from RefSeq and is a predicted model, not a curated record. The transcript is spliced from 6 exons. NCBI's taxonomy places the organism in Eukaryota, Viridiplantae, Streptophyta, Magnoliopsida, Fabales, Fabaceae. Gene Ontology annotation, biological process: regulation of DNA-templated transcription. The coding region runs from base 200 to 1861 and encodes 553 amino acids. Gene Ontology annotation, molecular function: DNA binding.
AACCUGCUAGAACCUUCUUUGGGAAUUGGAUAUGAUGAAAACCACCUCACUCGCAUUUUCAUUUACUCUUCUCCCUUUCCCAAAUGUCUAUUCUCUCUAUCCCUUCUUUCUUCCCUUUCCAUUUCUCUGACUCCGAUUGAAAUCCCUAAUUCCCAAAUCUCUCUCUCUCUCUCUCUCUGUCUUUCUUGCUCUCCAAUCCAUGGCACGGAAAUCCUCAACCUCGCUCGCUCCCGGCUUCCGAUUCCACCCCACCGACGAAGAGCUCGUCCGAUUCUACCUCAAGCGCAAGGUUACCGGAAAAUCCUUCCGCGUCGACCCCAUCGCCGUCGUCGACGUUUACAAGUUCGAGCCCUGGGAUCUUCCCUGUAAGUCGAAGCUGCAGACGAGGGAUUUAGAGUGGUACUUCUUCAGCGCGCUGGACAGGAAGUAUGGGAACGGUUCGAGGACGAACCGCGCCACCGAGAGAGGGUACUGGAAGACCACCGGCAAGGAUCGCGCCGUCAAGCACGGCAACCGGGUUGUUGGAAUGAAGAAGACCCUCGUCUACCACUCCGGACGCGCCCCCCGUGGCGCUCGUUCCAAUUGGGUGAUGCACGAAUAUAAGUUGGUUGAUCAGGAAUUGAUCCAGGCUGGAGUAGCGCAGGAUGCUUUUGUGCUGUGUAGGAUUUUCGAGAAGAGUGGUGCUGGGCCCAAGAAUGGGGAGAAGUAUGGUGCCCCCUUGAUUGAGGAGGAAUGGGAAAACGAUGAUGUGCCGGCUGGUGAUGAUGAGUUUUUCAAUGAAGUGUCUGCUGGUGAUACUGGUGCUUUUGUUGAAACGGACGACCUUGAGCAGAAGCUUGAUAUUGAUGCUACACUUGGAGGUGCUGAUUUUACAUCAAACUUCUACCACGGGGAGUGUAGUAGCUAUCCUGAGCAUUCCCAAGAAUUCAUAAGCGAUCAGAAGCCAUUGGCAGGCACUGUUGAAAUUUCUGAGCCUCAAAAUGAUCAACCUUUCAAUAUGGCUGAGCAAUAUGGGGUGGACGCCAAUUUAGCGAAAGAUGGAGACAAUGUUGAGUUGAGCCAUAAUGAGAAUCCAUUGAAUUUCAAUUACGCCGUUGAUGAUCUGGAUCCAUACUUCAAUACCAUUGACAAUGGAUUAUUCCUGGAAACCAAUGAUCUUGGGAAUCCGGGUGAGGGUAAUUUGAAUGAGGAAGACCCUUAUGGUAUUGGUAUGCUAGAUGAAUAUCUUACAUACCCUGAUGACGACAUUUGCAAGUAUAUAUCUUUUGAUUCUCCUCCGAGCUUGGAGAGCGAAAACCCUAUUUCUGACCAAGGACCACCUUUCAUCCAGCAGAAUGUGGAGGGAGAAACCAAUAAUAUUUCCAUGGCAAGCAAACAUGAUUUUGAAGCACAAUCUAAUGAUGAAGCUUCUUUAAAGAAGAAUCAGCAGGGUUCAAAUUCGGUAUCAGGAAAUACAAAUCCAUUUGUGAAGCAGGCCCAUAAAUUGUUGGCCAGCAUACCUGCUCCGCCUGCAUUUGCUUCAGAGUUUCCUACUAAGGAGAUUGCUCUUAGGCUUCAUCCUGCAGCUCAGUCUUCCAAUUCAGCUCAUGUAACUACGGGCAUGAUGAGCAUAACAGACAUUACUUUUAGAGGCAAUGCGAUGGACUGGAUGGUAGGCAAGAAUGGAGGGUUUAACGCAAUAAUAUCUACUGAGUUUUCUCAGCCUGAUGUUAAUUCUGCUGGUUUGAUGCCUGUUUUUGGCUUGGUCUCUGGCAAGACCGCAUUUGUGUUGUCACAUGGCUGGAUUUUCUUGAUGUUUUUUUCGGUUAUGAUUCUUUCACUGAGUCUAAAGAUUGGAUGCUUCAUGUAUACUGGUAAAUGAAAAUGUGAGGUUGGCUAUGAGAGAAUAAACUGCAGCCAGUUGAGUAUCGUUUGGUGUCCAUGGUACUCAUUGAAUGACUAGGUUCCCAUGGCCUUGUAGAUUUCUUUAUGCUAAUUUAGUCAUACUGAUCUAUAUAUUCUUCAUUGUAUUUAACAAUAUAUUUUUUGGUUUCAGAGUGCCAUCAAAUAGAGUAUAAUGUCUUAAAUACAAUUCUUAAUACAUAUUAUUGUUAAUAUUUA